Molecule: messenger RNA, 831 nt
Organism: Fusarium redolens
Lineage: Eukaryota; Fungi; Ascomycota; Sordariomycetes; Hypocreales; Nectriaceae
Exons: 2
Coding region: 1-831 (276 amino acids)
Biological process (GO): regulation of DNA-templated transcription
Molecular function (GO): DNA-binding transcription factor activity
Source: RefSeq, a predicted model, not a curated record
AUGGAGCAAGGUACCACUACACUUACGGAUCAGACUUACGACCUAUCUGUGAUUGGCAACUUGGACGCUGCCUCUCAUCUUCUGGGGGAUGAAUGGUACUUUGCGUCCAAUGACGGCAAUUACCAGUUUGCACUCGGCGAAACUGGACAAUACAUACCCAGAUUCCUUGGCGAUCCGACUUUGGCCGAAUGGGCUGUGCCUCUCUUAUCUCAAGAGCUUUCAACGCCCCAGCAGGAUACAUCAUUGGCAAACCUCGCGAGCCCCCCUGGCAGUGCCGAGUAUCGUCCAGAGUCUUUGGUGCCCCAACAAGCUUCAGAAUCCACAAAGCUCUCGAUUUCCCCUGACAAUACCGAAUGCCGACGCUCUCUAUCAAGGCAGCCUGAAGCAAAGAAACGCAGCGUGAGCUACGAAGUGGACAGUACGAGCAUGCGCAGUACGAUGAACCUGUCCCAAGACACUUCCACCACGAGUCCCCAGAUAGAAACACCAGUCCAAGAGGUUCGCCCCAGCACCAAAAGGCGUGGCACUGCCAACAAGGCCAGUGCUUCGCAAACCAAAGACAUCGCAUACAUCAAGAAAGUCAGGGAGAGGAACAAGCGUGCUGCAAUCAAGGUCCGCAUUAAGCAACGAGAAACUGAGAAAAGCCUCGAGUCUGCUGGAAAGAACUUGCAGCAGGUUAAUAACAGGUUGACAGAAUGUGCGAAGGAGCUAACUAGUCAAGUACACGACCUGAAGAUGCAACUCCUUCAACAUGGCACUUGUGACUGUGUCCUGAUUCAGGAGUACAUCGGUAAUGAAGCAAAUCGCUACGUCCAAGACACAAGUGGAUAG